Candidula unifasciata is the source of this 1512-nucleotide messenger RNA. NCBI's taxonomy places the organism in Eukaryota, Metazoa, Mollusca, Gastropoda, Stylommatophora, Geomitridae. The record is from the annotation of a GenBank genome assembly.
AUGGUGGCUGUGUCCUGUAUGGUGGCCUUCUACUAUACUGUUAUCAUUGGGUGGGCUUUUUUGUAUAUGUUCAAAUCUUUCACAACUGAGCUGCCUUGGGAGAGAUGCAACCCGGAGUGGGCCACUGCCACUUGCUACUCCCACAUUGAUGCCUUGGAGUGUACUUCCAUCAAUGGCUCUGUAUAUCACAACCGCAGGUGCUACAAUGAGACUGAGUUUGAACUCGUCAACAACACAGAAUUUGCUGCUAACAAGUCACACAAGGCACCACCCGCUCAAGAUUAUUUUGAACGUAAUAUACUGGGGAUGUCUGACAGUAUAGAAGAGUUGGGCACCAUCAGAUGGCAGAUUGCCUUGUGCUUGCUUCUCACUUGGACUCUCACAUUUCUGGCCCUCAGCAGAGGAGUCAAGAGUGUGGGCAAAGUUGUUUAUUUCACUGCACUGUUUCCCUAUUUUGUUCUAACCAUCCUGUUUUUUCGAGGCAUCACGUUGGAUGGCUCCGUAGAUGGAAUCAUAUAUUAUCUAACUCCAAAAUUUGAUAAACUUAUUGAAGCGCAGACAUGGGUAUCUGCAGCGGUGCAGAUCUUCUUUGCCCUGAGUCCAGCUUGGGGAGGCCUUAUAACAUUAUCCAGUUAUAACAAGUUCAACAAUGACUGCUUCAAAGACUCAUUAAUUGUUGGCGUUGGCAACAUCUGUACCAGCAUUUUUGCAGGGUUGGUCAUAUUCAGCAUUGUGGGAUACCUGGCCAAGGAAUUAGAAACACCUGUUGAUGCUGUUGUGGAUCAGGGUCCUGGCUUGGCUUUCAUCGUGUUCCCUGAUGUUGUAACCAGGCUACCCAUCCCGCCAUUAUGGUCCGUUUUGUUCUUCUUCAUGUUGAUCACUCUGGGAAUGGGCAGUGAGUUUGCCCUGCUGGAGACAGUGAUGACUGCCAUCCAGGAUACUUAUCCCCCACUGAGGCAGAAGAAAGUGUAUGUGGUGCUCACCGUCUCUGUGUUGGGAUAUCUGGGAGGUCUGGUUGUCUGUACGGAGGGAGGCAUGUAUAUUCUUCAACUACUGGACACCUAUGCUGCCAGUUGGGCUGUGUUUGUCAUGGCUAUAUUAGAAUGCAUUAUAAUUGCCUGGCUCUAUGGUGCAGACGCUUUCAUGAGGGACAUUGAAAUGAUGAUUGGUCAGAAGAGUAGAGCAUGGCACAUGUUUUUCACCUUCUUUUGGAAGUUUAUGACACCUGCCACGCUUCUGUUCCUGCUGUUUUUCAAUUGGAUUGACUACAAACGAAUGUCUUAUAAAGGCAAGGUGUACCCUGUUGUGGCUGAGCUGUGUGGCUGGUUUAUGGCUUUUAUCCCAAUAUUGAUCAUCGUAGCACUAGGAGCCUGGAGCUUCUACCAGUCACCAAAGGAAAAGACAUUCAGAGAGAAAAUCAGACGCAUGUGUAAUCCAACUCCAAAGUGGGGCCCAGCUCACAAAGUUCCACAGUUUGAUUCUGCAGACAUUGCCAGUGGAAAGGCAAGAAUA